Molecule: messenger RNA, 771 nt
Organism: Paramuricea clavata
Lineage: Eukaryota; Metazoa; Cnidaria; Anthozoa; Malacalcyonacea; Plexauridae
Source: the annotation of a GenBank genome assembly
UAUGUUGUGGCUCAUGAGCGACAUGCAGGUUCUCCUUGUCUGAAAUGUGGGCCUGAAGUUUGUAUUGGGGGACUGGACUUGCAUUUCUGGAGGUGAGGUUUUAUUUUGUUAUUUUUUGUGUGUUUACAACUAUUUUUAGUUCCAAGUCUCAACGAUUUCAACUCUCAAUUUGCAACUAAAAGCGGUUAACGACAAAAAUUCAAGCGAGACAGCUAUGAAUAGAGUGUGAAAGAGUGCUAGAAAACACUCCCGCUAACCUCGACGAGAAUGAAACAGAUGGCCUACAAUAAAGACGUUUAGCUCUCUUUACUUUUUCUAGUGGUUCUAGACUAGAUCUUAUUGGGGGGGGGGGGUAAGGCUGUGCAGGGAAGGCUUACUAAAUUUUCACGUCCUUUGCGUAUUAGAUACUCUUAUCAAAACUAAUGAUAAUAGUAUACAUAAAAUUGAAAAUCAGGUUUUUACAUCGGUAGGUUUUUGGUAUCACCCAAAACGUGAUUUUCAAUUUUAUGUACUAGGAAAUUUUGUUUUCGUUAUAGAAAAAUUUGCAAAACGUGUAAGUGUGGUGCUGCAGAUCAUGAUAUUAAAAGUGAUGAAGAUUUUACUCAUCAGUUAAUUUUACGUGAUAUACAACAGUUAGUCACAGGUCCUGAUGGAUGUGGCAUUGUCAAAGAUAACAUUAGAAAGUUUCGUUUGGCAAGUACUGGUUCAGAACCUGAUGUUUUUCCCAAAGGAAACUUUUUAUGGGUCCCAUCUGGAGUAACAAAAGAAGUG